AUGGGAAUUCGAAUCGCUAUUGACAGAGGUGGAACUUUCACCGACUGUGUUGGAAAUCCAGGAACUGGUGAAAUAAAAGAUGAUGUAAUUAUCAAGUUAUUAUCUGUUGAUCCUUUGAACUAUCCAGAUGCUCCCCUUGAAGGAAUUCGACGUCUUUUAGAGAUAUUUUUGAAAAAGAAAAUCCCAAGAGGCCAACAGCUAGGCACAUCAAAAAUUGAAUACAUAAGGAUGGGCACAACAGUAGCAACAAAUGCUUUGCUCGAGCGUAGGGGUUCUGAAGGAGAGAGAUUGAGAUGUGCUUUGGUAACAACUAAAGGUUUCAAAGACUGUUUAAUCAUUGGUAAUCAAACAAGACCCAAUAUUUUUGAUUUAAGUGCAAAAAGGCCUGAUGUGCUUUAUGAGUCUGUGGUUGAAAUUGACGAAAGAGUAACUUUGGAGGACUAUUCAGAAGAUUCUUUGGGUUUUAAAACAGACAUAAACUUACUUAAUUCAAAUGAUUCCAAAAAUCUCGUUCAGGGCAUCAGUGGAGAGGCUGUUAGAAUUCUCAAAAAGCCUGUUGAGCUGGAAGUGAGAAGCACUUUAAAAUUAUUGUAUUCCACUGGAAUAAAAUCGAUUGCAAUAUGUCUUUUGCAUUCUUUCACCUUUUCGGAUCAUGAGAAGCUUGUGGCAAAAAUUGCCAAAGAAAUUGGGUUUUCCCAUAUUUCUACCUCUUCAGAGUUAUCGCCAAUGAUAAAAUUUGUUCCAAGAGCCAAUUCUUCAGUUGCUGAUGCUUAUUUAACUCCUGAAAUUCAAAAAUAUCUUAAUGGCUUUGAAUCAGGUUUAUCCAAUGGAAUAAAAUCCUUAUCCACUGAUUUAAAUAAUUCUAAUUUGAAAGGUGUUUCUUGUGAAUUUAUGCAAUCUGAUGGUGGUUUAGCUGAUGCAAAACAAUUCUCUGGCCUAAGAGCAAUUUUAUCUGGUCCAGCAGGAGGAGUCGUUGGUUAUUCUCAAACAUGUUAUGAUUCAAAGAAUAAUAUUCCUUUGAUUGGCUUUGAUAUGGGCGGUACUAGCACUGAUGUAAGUAGAUAUGGCGAUGGAAAAUUCGAUCAUGUUUUUGAAACAGUUACUGCUGGUGUAACUAUUCAAUCUCCCCAAUUAGAUAUUAAUACCGUGGCUGCUGGUGGUGGCUCAAGAUUAUUCUACAAAAAUGGGUUAUUUGUUGUAGGUCCUGAAUCGGCUGGUUCACAUCCUGGUCCAACUUCAUAUCGGAAGGGUGGUCCUUUAACUAUAACUGAUGCCAACUUGUUCUUGGGUAGAUUGUUGCCGGAAUAUUUUCCUAGUAUAUUCGGACCCGAUGAAAAUCAAUCCUUAGACGAAAAAUCUGUUAGAACAAAAUUCUUCUUAUUAACAAAGGAAAUAAAUAAAGAUAAUCCUCAAAAACAAAUGACUCCUGAGCAGGUUGCCUUUGGUUUUAUAACUGUUGCAAAUGAAACAAUGUCAAGACCAAUCCGAGCUCUAACAGAAGCAAAAGGGCAUAUAGUACAAAAUCACCGACUUGUUAGUUUUGGUGGUGCUGGUGGGCAACAUGCAGUCGCCAUAGCAAAGUCCCUAGGUAUCACAGUGGUUCUAGUCCAUCGUUACUCCUCAGUUCUAUCUGCGUACGGUAUGGCAUUAGCUGACGUUGUUGAGGAAAUUCAAGCUCCUUCUUCUAUUGUUUUUAGUGAUGAUUCAAGAGCUAUUAUCGAAGAGAAAUUCAAUGAGCUAAAGACUAAAUCAAGAACAAAAUUAUUAAACCAUGGUUUUGCUGAAUCAAACAUUCGAUUUGAGCAGUAUCUCAAUAUAAGGUAUAGUGGGACUGAUACAGCAAUUAUGGUACCAAGAGGCUUCAAAGGAGGUGACUGGGACUUUUUAGAAUCUUUUAAUGAGCUACAUAAAAGAGAAUUUGGCUUUAUAUUUGAACAUAAAGACAUUAUUGUUGACGAUAUUCGAGUUAGGGGAAUUGGAAGUAAUUCUGCUGUGAGCGACUCCUCAGUUGACGAUCAACUUGAUCAGUUAAAGAAAAAUGAUUUGAUUAAAGUUGUUUCAAAACAUCAUAUAAAAUUUUUGAAGGAAGUUUUCUUUGCAGAAGGAAAAAUAAUGACACCAAUUUAUAGACUUGAAGAAUUAGAAAUUGGAACAAAAUUAGUGGGUCCUUGUAUUUUAGCUGAUGGUACACAAACCAAUGUCAUUGAACCUGGAUGCGAAGCUAUACUUUUAAAGGCCCAUAUUUUCAUAAAAGUUGAGAAUAAAUCUAAAAAUGAAAUUAAUAAUAUUUAUGCAAUUGAUGAGGAAGUAAAAAUAGAUCCUAUUUUGCUUUCAAUAUUCGGCCAUAGAUUUAUGGAUAUUGCUGAGCAGAUGGGAACGUCUUUACAAAAAACCUCUGUUUCAACAAACGUCAAGGAAAGAUUGGAUUUUUCUUGUGCAUUAUUUGAUUCAAAUGGAAAUUUAGUUGCUAAUGCACCUCAUUUACCUGUUCAUUUAGGUUCGAUGUCAAAGUGUGUUUCAUCACAAGCCAAGUUGUGGAAGGAUAAAUUAAGUGAGGGGGAUGUUAUCGUCUCGAAUCAUCCUGCAGUUGGUGGUACCCAUCUACCUGAUAUUACCGUUAUUACACCAAAGUUUCACAAUGAACAAAUUAUUUUUUAUGUGGCUUCUCGAGCACAUCAUGCUGAUAUUGGAGGAAUUUUGCCAGGUUCCAUGCCACCAAAUUCCAAACAACUAUACGAAGAAGGUGCAGCAAUUUAUUCUGAAUUACUAGUCACAAAAGGAAAAUUUGAAGAAGAGAAAAUGAUUGAUCUACUUUUAAAAAAACCUUCUGAAUUUCCUGGCUGUUCUGGUACAAGGUGUAUCAAUGAUAAUUUAUCAGAUUUGCGGGCGCAAAUUGCAGCUAAUCAAAAGGGCAUUGAAUUAAUCCAAUUAUUGAUUUCUGAAUUUGGUUUGAAAACAAUCAUGUCUUAUAUGGUUGCAAUUCAAGAAAAUUCCGCUAAAGCAGUUUCAAAUAUGCUUAAAAUAAUUUCAAAAAAGUUUCUGGGACAUGAAAUUUCUGCUGAAGAAUACAUGGAUGACGGCUCGAGAAUUUCUCUAAAAGUUGAUAUUAGCUCAGAUAAAACUAUCUUUGACUUUUCUGGAACCUCUCAACAAGUAUAUAAUAACAUUAAUGCUCCAGAAGCUAUCACCUAUUCUGCAAUAAUUUAUUGUCUUCGUUGUCUUGUGGCUGAGAAUAUACCCCUAAAUCAAGGCUGUUUAAAACCAAUUGAGAUUAUUAUUCCUAAGGACUCAUUAUUGUCUCCAUCUGUAGAUGCUGCAGUGGUUGGUGGUAAUGUUAUGACUAGUCAGAGAGUGACAGACGUCGUUUUAAAAGCAUUUAAUAUUAUGUCUGGUUCUCAGGGUGACUGCAAUAAUUUAACUUUUGGCACAGGUGGUAAUGAUCCAAAAACAGGACUCUAUACUCCAGGUUUUGGUUAUUAUGAAACAAUUGCUGGUGGUCAUGGGGCAGCAUCUUCUUGGGAUGGUGUAGAUGGUGUACAUACUAAUAUGACAAACACAAGAAUUACUGAUGCUGAAAUUUUUGAACGAAGAUACCCAAUCAUACUCCGCGAAUUUUCUUUGAGAAAAGGCUCGGGUGGUCAAGGGAGACGUAAAGGAGGUGAUGGUGUAAUAAGAGAUAUUGAAUUUAGAAUUCCUGUCACUUGUUCUAUUUUAUCAGAACGAAGAGUUAUGGCUCCCUAUGCAUUAGAGAAAGGUGAACCAGGUGCAAGAGGAAUUAACUUGUGGAUCAAAACCAUUAAAGACAAAGCGGGAAAAACCAUUUCAAAGAAAGAAAUCAACAUUGGGGGGAAAAACACGAUAAAUGCAGAUGUUGGUGAUCAUAUUAUAAUUUUGACUCCCGGUGGAGGUGGAUUUGGCAAAAAGGAUGAUAGUUUUUCUCAAAAUUUUAAUAAAAGUAAGAAUCUGAAACUAGAGCGCUUUGGAAAUGGAUCAAUGGGUAAUCGUUUGCGUAUUCAAGAAACAAAUUAA
This is a messenger RNA of Ascoidea rubescens DSM 1968, 4029 nucleotides long. It is a transcript of the gene OXP1, whose product is annotated as 5-oxoprolinase. Gene Ontology annotation, biological process: glutathione metabolic process. Lineage: Eukaryota; Fungi; Ascomycota; Saccharomycetes; Ascoideales; Ascoideaceae. Gene Ontology annotation, molecular function: 5-oxoprolinase (ATP-hydrolyzing) activity. The transcript has a single exon. The record is from RefSeq and is a predicted model, not a curated record. The coding region runs from base 1 to 4029 and encodes 1342 amino acids. Gene Ontology annotation, cellular component: cytosol.